GCGACAACUUACAGGCGUGGCUAUCUCACGACGCAGUUCUGUCAAUUUGCACAUGCGCAGUCGUGUCCCAUCGAACAGCCUUUCCUAUGCUACACGUUGAACAGCAAGCAUACAAACGAGCAUAAACAUGCAGCUCUUCCUGCGUGCCCAGAACACUCACACCCUUGAGGUGACAGGACAGGAGACCGUAGGCCAGAUUAAGGCUCAUGUCCAGACUCUGGAGGGUCUUCUGGUGGAGGAUCAGGUAGUGCUACUUGCAGGUUGCCCGCUAGAAGACGAUGCUUCCCUGGCAUCAUGCGGCGUUUCCGAGCACUGCACCUUGGAGGUAGCCGCCAGGCUUCUGGGAGGUAAGGUCCACGGCUCUCUGGCCCGGGCUGGAAAAGUGAGGGGCCAGACUCCCAAGGUGGACAAGCAAGAGAAAAAGAAAAAAAAGACUGGCCGUGCCAAGCGUCGCAUACAGUAUAAUCGUCGGUUUGUCAACGUGGUGCCGACCUUCGGGAAGAAGAAGGGACCUAACGCCAACUCCUAAGGGACUCUUUAAUACUGUUUUGUCAAGAGUUCAAAUGUGAAUAAAAUGUUUAACUCUG
Syngnathus typhle (broad-nosed pipefish) is the source of this 587-nucleotide messenger RNA. Its product is annotated as ubiquitin-like FUBI-ribosomal protein eS30 fusion protein. Gene Ontology annotation, biological process: translation. NCBI's taxonomy places the organism in Eukaryota, Metazoa, Chordata, Actinopteri, Syngnathiformes, Syngnathidae. The transcript is spliced from 5 exons. Bases 128 to 529 code for a protein of 133 amino acids. Gene Ontology annotation, cellular component: cytosolic small ribosomal subunit; ribosome. Gene Ontology annotation, molecular function: protein binding; structural constituent of ribosome. The record is from RefSeq and is a predicted model, not a curated record.